AGCACAAAGUAGUUGUUUACUUAGCAAAUAUGUCCGUCUGCUGGAGACUCUCUUCUCUCAAGUUUACCAAUUUUACCUUCUCAUCUUCUGCCCAAGAUUUCUGCCUCGGGAGAAAUUCCCUGAUUGUUUCUCACUCUGAAAAACUAAAGGAGAGUUUGACUGACUUACCUCAACAACCAACACCUGAGAGCGCUUUCUGUCAGUGACCCCACCAUUCCAGCCGAACUGAAACUUAAUCCCUUACUGUUUCCAAGUAAUCAUUAGUUUUCUCUUUGGGAAAGAAGCCCAGGAGUGAAGACUCAGGUUCCUGUGGUUUGACCUGUGACAUAUUUUCACUGUCACAUUGAUUUUUUUUUUUUUCCAUUUGUAAAACUGAAGGACAAAAGAAACAUGGGGAAGAGAACGAAUGUUUUAUGAAAAGAAAUGAACCGCAUUGAUGAUCGGUCAUUUUAGUUGCUCUUUUCUUUUCUGUGGCAGUUUCACCAACCAUGAAUUGUUGCCAAACUUCGUCAAGCCAUUGGGUUUUUCCCACUAUAAUUCUCUGCUUAUUCGGAUUUUUCUCAAUGAUGAAACCAUCAGAGCCGUUUGUUGUACCUUAUUUGGCAGGACCAGAUAAAAAUAUAAGCCUCAGCGUGAUCACAAAAGACAUCUUCCCCGUUUGGACGUACUCCUACCUGGUGCUGUUGUUCCCUGUGUUUGUCCUCACCGAUUACGUCCGCUACAAGCCUGUCAUCGUCUUGCAAGGGGUCAGCUUCAUCAUUACCUGGCUGCUGCUCUUGUUCGGCCAAGGAGUGAUGUGCAUGCAGGUUGUCGAGUUCUUCUACGGGAUGGUCACUGCCACCGAGGUGGCCUACUACGCCUACAUAUACAGCGUGGUCAGCCCGGAGCACUAUCAGAGAGUGAGCAGCUACUGUCGGAGCGUCACGCUGGUGGCCUACACGGCUGCCUCCGUGCUGGCCCAACUCCUGGUAUCGCUGGCGCACCUGUCGUACUUUUACCUCUAUGUCAUAUCCUUGGUCUCUGUCUCCAUAGCCUUCAUUUUCUCGCUUUUUCUACCAAUGCCCAAGAAAAGCAUGUUUUUUCACACAAAACCCAAUAAAGAAGCUCCUCAAAAGCUACCACGAGAGGAUGCUGUCUUAGGGGAAACUCAAAAGGAUCACAAAGGACUAGGAAACCAGUUGAGCAGCCCAAAGCCAAGCAAUGUGGCUUUGAGAGUUUUCAUGCAGUGGUUCCAAGAUUUGAAGGAGUGCUACUCCUCAAAGCAUCUUUUUUACUGGUCCUUGUGGUGGGCUUUUUCCACCGCAGGGUUCAACCAGGUUUUAAAUUAUGUUCAAAUCCUGUGGGAUUUCAAGGCACCAUCCCAAAGUUCUACAAUAUAUAACGGAGCGGUAGAAGCCCUGGCAACCUUUGGGGGGGCCAUAGCAGCCUUCACAGUGGGCUACGUGAAAGUCAACUGGGAUCUUCUGGGAGAGUUGGCCUUGGGAAUCUUCUCAGCAGCAGAUGCGGGUUCUCUCUUUCUCAUGCAUUUCACAACUAACAUUUGGGUGUGCUAUGCCAGUCUUUUAAUAUUCAAGUCAAGUUAUAUGCUCCUUAUAACCAUAGCAGCAUUUCAAAUUGCAGUUCAUCUGAGCAUGGAGCGCUAUGCCCUGGUGUUUGGAAUCAACACCUUCAUUGCCUUGGUGAUUCAGACCAUCAUGACUGUGACUGUGGUUGACGACCGAGGACUGGGGCUUCCUGUCAGCAUUCAGUUUUUAGUUUACGGAAGUUACUUCUCAGUCAUUGCUGGAAUUUUCCUAAUGAGAAGCUUUUACACGAUCUAUUCAGCCAAAUGCAGAAAGAACAAAUGUAGUCCUGCAACUGAUCAGAACCCACAUGAAUCCGGGGACUCCAUUCCUGAUGUGAGCACAGUAACACAGGUGUAGCCUGGUCUCACCUGCCAUGGACUCAGAAGGCAAGCUACUACGAUGGAUGACAUAUGGUGCUAAACUGCAUGGCAUUUUCAUGUUUCAUCCUAGAUUAAGGUGAAAGACUAGACUAUCAUGAACCUCAUCAAAACCACAUCAAAACCUCAGCCAGUGAACUGAAUACAACCAAAUGAUUCAAUUGACCAGAUUGAAACAAACCAUCUACAUGGCCUCAGUGAGCAACUGGGACCCAAAACAGUUUCAACACAUUCAAGCCCACCCCAGAAAAACAUAGAAAUAAAAAGUGACCACUUGCAGAAACAUGAGAGAUCCUAAAGUGAAUAACAUAUCUUAGCCUUCUAUGUCCUACCUCAUAAAAGUGUCAUUUGUUUUGAUCUGAAGAAUAGAUAAAGAAAUGUAUGGUGUAGAUUUGACACAUGCUAAGCCGUCAAUAUGUGAUAACCAUGAUUAUUAUAUUCAUAUUACAUGCCAACAUAAAAAGUUAGAAUGUGGGCAAAUAAUUCCUGCAAUCCAGGGCAAAAUAAUUAAAGAAAAAAUUUAAUUAAACUUCACCAUGACCUUGCAUGGAAAGACUAAAUAUUAUAAAGAUUUCAGUUAUCAGAUUUAUGUAAGUUUGUUGCAAUCGGUGAUAGUCAAUUUUCAGUGUCAAUUUGACUAGGCUAUAGUCUUCACUUAUUCAAUCAAGCACUACUGUAGGUGUUGCUGUGAAGUAUUUUACAGAGGUGAUUAAAGUCCUAAUCAGUUGAUUUUAAAUAAGGAAGACAACCCUAGAUGAUGUGGGUGGGCCUGAUUCAAUCAGGCGAAAGACCUUCAGAGCAGAGCUGGGGCUUCUUUUGAAAAGGAGAGAUUCCAUCUGUGAGCAGGAGCUUCCACCCUUGCCUGAGAGUCUCAGCCCAGCCCUUCUGGUGGGCUAGCCUAUGAAUUUUGGACUGCCUUGCAAGCCCCCGUAAUCGUGUGAGCCAAUUCCUUGAAAUUAACUUCUUAAUAUAUGUCUCCUGUACUGGUUCUGUGUCUCAAGUUGAACACUUACUGAUACAGGUUUAACCAAGUAAUAGCUUUUUUCCACUUCAUAUGUAGUACUGCUUUUGUUGAAUAACCCACUGGGCUUGGGGAGCUUGCGUGGCCAGCAGGAGUGGAUAUGCCCGGCUAUUAUGGCUCAAAUAAAUUCUUAACUGUGGGCAGCGACAUCCUCUCAGGUGGCAGUGAUGUUCUGUGCCGCAGGUAGCUAAAAUAUCAGUGCCUGUAAUGCACUUAGUGGAGGGAAGCAUGUCUCUAGCUCCCCAAAUGGCCCCACCUACAAGCAAAUAAGCACCGUGGGUCACCUUGUUUGUCCUCAAAUCUCCCAAUAUCACCAGUUUAGUCUUUCCCCUAAAGCUGCGGUCCCCAAACCCUGGGCCGUGGACCCAGACCACACAGCAGGAGGCAAGUGGCGGGCGAGCAGCUGAAGCCCCACCUGCACCCUCAGCCACUCCGCGUUGCUCCAUCUUCACCGCCUGAGCCCCGCGCCUCGUUGUGUCAGCUAAGGCACCGGACCUUCCCUCCUGGGAGCCCGAACCCCACUGCAAACUGCACAUGCGCGGGAGCCAGGCUGCGCACCCCGUGAGAAUCCAGCGCCUGAUGAUCUCAGGUGGAGCUGAGGUGGCGGCCCACCCACACUCCUUGUGCAUGGAAAACUCUUCCAGGAAACCAGUCCCUGGUGUCAAAAAGGUUGGGGACCGCUGCCCAAGAGAACCUGGGAAUAUUGUCAUCUGGACUCCUGUAUUCAAGAACCUCAUGAAAGUCACAAUUCCCCAACUUUUCCCCUCUAUCUUGACAGGAUUAUAAGGGCCAUCAGCCUCCAGUGGGGACCCAGAGACCUUGGCCCCAUGCUAACUGUGCCCUUCAGCCCGCGACAUUGGGGUCUGCAAUGUCCCUUUACCGACAAGCACACCAACCAGGCCGCAUGAGGCUUCUCUGCACUUCCUCCACAUCUGCGCCUUAGACACCCAGCCUCCCUCUCUGUGGGCUCCGCUCAUGUGCCUCGGGAGCUGUCUGAGCACCUCUUUCCCGUUUCCUCCCAGGUGCCCCACGGUCCCACUGAGGCCUGCUUCCUGAGCUCUCCAGCCUCAGGAAUGAAUGAUCACAUAAGUGCCCGACAACCAGGGGAUCUUGAGCUGCUGCCCUAUUUGUAAAUCACAGAUGUUGGGGGCUGGGUGCUUGAGUCCCCCUCGUCACCCCUCUUUCUCUGCCAGGUGCUGCGAGGCAUCGCCCCUCCCGUGUUAGCAAUAAGCCCUGGCUCUGUAGGGCUGGACCUUGCUCACCGGGUCAGUUUAGCGAAGCGAGUUCACCGUGCCCUGGUUGCCAGUUUGUCUGAGGCCAGCGAGGCGGAACACUCACACAUGCAACCAGCUAUAUUCAGCAGGUUUAUUCCUUACAGAUAGCCACAAGGGACAACAGAUGCCAGGGAUGCAUUGUGAGCCAGUCCCCUGAGGCUCAGGAAAGUGGCACUAGGCAGAUGGAGUCCCUCAGUACCAUUAUUUUAGGUGUGAUGUGUUUUUGGUUUCAUUUCUCUCACUUUGCUCACCCCAGCCACACACAUAUCCCUACUACCAUUUGCUUCUACCUGUCUAACGGUUGUAUGGUUGUUGUUUCCCAGACCCCAUCCCAGAGUGCCAGUGAGGGAUAUAAUGGAUUAUUCUCAAGCCUGCAGGGGAUUUAGGUCAACCUGUGGUCUAAAGCCUGUGCCUGUGUCCUCCAGUCUCUCCCAGGGGACAGCUCUUUAUAAGUCACAGCCCUGGGCAAAAAGGUCAGUUGGGUUUUAUUCAAGACAAGUGGGGUCCCACUGUGACAUCUAAUUGCAAAAGUGAGUCUGGCUCUCAUCCCCCAGCUGGCAUGGGAUAGUCAGUUCCUGUCGUCCCAUUCCCACACUGUCCACGCCCAUGGCCCAGAACCCAGCAAGGCCACCGUUAGGUCCAGAGCCAAAAGAGAGCAAGAGGGGGAAGGUCUAGAGUGUAGCAGGAAGAUUUGAGCCAGAUUACAGUUCAUACAGAAUGAGAUUAGAGGGUAAAAAGGCUUGGACAUAGGGAAUCUUGGACCAUUUGCCAUUGCAGUGACAGAGAUUGUAGUGAGACCCACUGCAUUCUGUCCCAUACAUACUUGUCAAGUUCCCACCUGUAACCAACCUAACAGCUGUGGCUUCAGCCUUGAAUGUCACAUUUUCCUUAUGUGUCUGGGCCACAGACAUAGAAAUCUCAUUAUUGAGCUCACCUAUUUUAUUUUCAUUAUAUAUAGUUUUUCUUCCCCUGUUUUAAACAGAGAGACUGGGUGAAAUGUGUGAAAAUAUUGAACCAUCCUGAUCCAAAAUCGCCUCAGCCUAGAGUCUCUACAGCUAACAAAACAGUAGAAUCUGAAAAAAGUCUGAAAAAGUGUGGGAGUUGUAGAAAUCAUCAAAAAGAAAAAAGGAAAGGAAAAGAAAGGGAAAAGCCAAGAAGCGGUUACCCUGUUGUUUGUCAUUAAAUUGAAGCAGCUAAAGAAGAGACUUCCUCCUUCAAAGAUGCCUGGAGGCUCCUCUCCCCCUGGGCUGUCUUUGAUCAGGCCUAGAUCUCAUUUCUUACUCUUACUAAAGCUGGUAAGGAGGGCAUAGUCACUGCGAGAGUUUUGGCAAUUGCAUGUGUUUUAUCUUAAGGCGUUUCAAAUGUCUCCCACUGAACGUUGCAGUGUACCGAAAACAGCGAAAGGAAGAAAACUUCACACCCCAAAGAAAAGAAAGAGGGGAAGAAAAAGAUUGAACAUAUCAACGAAAGACACCUGUGAAAACCCAGCUGGCCUUGUGCUGUUGCUUCCACUCAGAUUCUAUUCUUGGGUCCUAAUCGUAAGGCCUGUGUGUGGCAGGUGGGCCUGUCGCUGCAGGGAUAUGUCAUGUCGCAUCAAUAAAACAGGGACCGUAAAUCUCAUGGAAGGAGGACACAGUGGGGGCAUCUGAGACAACGUGAUGUGUCAUGGGCUGGGGGAUCCCCAGAGGCCUGGCCCACAGCUUCUGAUAUGACCCUUUGCUUUUUGCUGCCACGGCAAGAGUUUCAAAGGCUUGAACAUAAAAGUAGAAUCUCUCCCACGGUUCCAAACAGACAAACCAGGAUUCAGCAUGGUCAAACAGAACAAAGGCAAAAAAAGAGAACUUUUUUUUUUAUUAUGGACAUUAUUUUAUUAGGAAAUUUAGACAAUGUUAUAUGAUAACUAAGAACACAAAAGAAAAAAAGAAAAGAAACAUUGCAUGUCGACGGGGAACACUGGAAGAAACAUGGAGCUUAAAGGCAGUCAAACCAAAACUAGGAACCGUGUUCUCGGUUGGCCAAGGCGAGUGACCGGGGGAUACUUGCUCAGGUUCUGGGCUGCACUCAUAUUCGUUCCAUAAGAUGGUGCCUGUUAGUUUGGAAACUUUUCAGAUGGGAAGGCACGAAACACCAAAGACGAACAGGAACAGAGCUCAGGACCAGAGAGUGGGGGGGAAACAGACAGGAAGGGGAAGGA
Molecule: messenger RNA, 6431 nt
Organism: Microcebus murinus (gray mouse lemur)
Lineage: Eukaryota; Metazoa; Chordata; Mammalia; Primates; Cheirogaleidae
Product: thiamine transporter 2-like
Biological process (GO): vitamin transport; transmembrane transport
Cellular component (GO): plasma membrane
Molecular function (GO): thiamine transmembrane transporter activity
Source: RefSeq, a predicted model, not a curated record